AACAAGACAAGUAGUUUAUAAGCUAAUGGCCGCAAAGUGGUCAGCCUUUACGCGGUACAACUCUAGAAAAUGAUGCACCAGAAGUUGAGAAAUGGUGCCAAAACAGUAAUGGUGGUUCUAGAUGGUUUUAAAGUGUCGAAAGGGAAGAGUGGAGGAUAUGCACCUCUGUUAUGGGCGUUGCAUGAUGCAGGUUUAGUAGAAAAAGAUGAAGUUCUCGUUCUCGUGGUUUUUAAUUUAGGAGAACCAGCUUCAUCUCCAGAUACUGGUGGUAAUUGUUGUCUUUUAAGGGAUCAUAAAAGUGGCAAGCCACCGGCUGUUGAUCACCUCAAGUUGCAAACAGAAAUCAAUACAAAAACGCAGACGCUUAUUGAUAUUUUUAAGCCGUUUCAUGAGGAAUGCAAAACUAAUGGUGUAAAAUUUAUGUUGAAGAUUGCUGUUGAUCACCAACCAAAGUCUAUAAUUAUCAACGAGGCAGACUGUGCUCGAGCUAAAUGGAUAGUCAUGGACCGGUGUUUUGCAGAUGAAAACGGCUUCCAGCUGAAUGAAAUCAAUUGUAUCACAUUGAUGUCUUUAGUGUUGGUAAGUGAUACUGAAGAACCUGUGUUACACAAUUGUUUGCCUCCAAAGCCUGAAUUGACUGGAGAACCACAUAUUUAUCAUACAUUGCCCCAACUUAUUUUUGACCAACCUUUCAAAUUAUCAUCUGAUCAAGCAAGUACAAGCACACAAGGUGAAAAUCUGACACGGGCAGCUGCUGAAAGCUGUCCGCGUAGAGGACUUGAUGGGGCCACCUCCAGAGAAAUUAUUGAGGCUAAUGAUGCACUGGGAUAUUCAUUAGAAUUAAGUUCUUGGGAAUUGAUUGCGGAUGUUACAAGUGACUUUAAGGAUAUUACUAAUAAAGAUCAGAAUGAAAAUUUCCAGAUGUUCAGAGGUCAUAUACCCAUUCAUAGAUCUGAAGUUUUAGUGAAAACAUUUAGCAGUAAGUUAAGUAGCAUCCUUGAAGCUGAAAAACUGGUGGCGGUGUCUAUGCAUCAUAAAAAUAUUUUCGGGUUGAUUGGGUACCACCAGACAGCAAAUGCCAUAUCUCUGGCUUUCCCCUUUACUACCAAAGGGACUCUGGAAAGAUUCCUGUAUGGGUCAGGAGGGAAACCAUGGCAGUUGACAUUUCAUGAUAAACUGAAUAUAGCUAUCGGCAUUAGUCAAGGCCUUAAUUACAUGCAUGAAGAGUGUCCUCAAGGUCCGGUAGCUCAUGGUGACCUGAAGAUGUCAAAUAUAUAUCUGAGAUAUGAUUUACAGCCACAGAUCACUGGUUUUGGCCACGCGAGAUGGCUGCCACAAGAGCACUCAUCAUCACCAUUUUACCACAGCUGCUUGCACAGGCAUCAAUUAGAUCCGGAAAUGCUGAAAAUAAUCAAGACAGACAUUCUUUCCUUUGGAAUCUUAAUCUUGAGGCUGUUCUGCAAAAAAUCAAUCCCACGAGAUAACAAUGUCUUGAUCAAAUGGGCUCAGCCGUUACUGUCGAGUCAUGCAUACUAUGAGAUGUUGGAUGAAGAAGAGUAUCCAGACAUGUUUGGUAUGCUGAGGGUAAUGUACGUCGCGACACAAUGCAUCAAGGCCAGGCACACAUCCAGACCCUCCGCGAGCAAGGUAGUGUCUUAUCUAAAAGGGGAGACUUCUUUUACUGCUGAAGCAUCACCUAUGUUGUCUGAUGGUAGCAGUUCCAGUAAAGAUUUCAGAAGCAUGAGCCCGAAUACCCAGUAAUUAGAUGCAUAUAUCUAUGAUUAAAAUCGCCCUUGUUGUUGAUUUCUGAGUCUAUAGAAUAAGAAAUGAAAUGAGAAUCAUCAUCGAACAAGAAUGCAUUCGCAUUCACUUGGAUUGCUUUUUCUCCUUGCAAACAACUCUACUAAAAGCAGGGGUGGUAAUAUCAGACACGACCCGAAACCCGACACGAACCCGACCCAACCCGAAACCCGAUUUACUGAGACAGAAACCCGAAAGUGACCCGAAAAUCACCCGACAGACCCGAAAUGGACCCGAAAUGACCCGAAACUAGAAUUUCAUUUGUAAUAACUUCAAUUUUUGGUUUUAUUCAAUUUUAAGUGAUUUUAGGUUGACCCGAAAUCGACCCGAUUGCUGACACGAACACGACCCGUUACCCGAAAUUGCCACCC
Messenger RNA from Daucus carota subsp. sativus, 2171 nucleotides. Its product is annotated as serine/threonine-protein kinase PBL13-like. Gene Ontology annotation, molecular function: ATP binding; protein kinase activity. Bases 70 to 1761 code for a protein of 563 amino acids. NCBI's taxonomy places the organism in Eukaryota, Viridiplantae, Streptophyta, Magnoliopsida, Apiales, Apiaceae. The record is from RefSeq and is a predicted model, not a curated record. Gene Ontology annotation, cellular component: plasma membrane. The transcript is spliced from 8 exons. Gene Ontology annotation, biological process: protein phosphorylation.